AUGCCGCUGCAUCCCACAGUAUUUGGAAGUAUAUGUAUGCCAAAUGAAUACAUUUGCUUUUGUGGAAAACGUGUAACACCUUUUCUAAACAUUUACGUCCCUUGUUGCAACAAGUGGGCUCAUCGUCAUUGUUUACAGUUUUGGGCAUAUUCAUCUGCUUCACUUGUGUCAUGUCCUAUGUGCAAAAACACUGAUGAUUUUUGUGCAGAAUUGAGAAAUAUUGGGAUUUAUAUUCCCGAACAAGAUGCUUCUUGGGAAUUCAAUAAUGCUUUUAACUACUUAUACCAAAAGAAAAAGCAGUGUAUUGCUGAUGUAUGUAAACAUUCAAAAUCUCGCAGUUUUUCUAGAGAAAAUAGUGAGUGGAAAAUUUUAAUAUGCAUGUUUUGCGGAUCAAAUGGAUGCCAUAUAAAAUGUUUACCUGAACCAUUGACAGAUAUAUCAGAAUAUGCUUGCACAAUUUGCAAAAAGAUCUGAACAACAGAUAGCCG
Ctenocephalides felis (cat flea) is the source of this 488-nucleotide messenger RNA. Its product is annotated as PHD finger protein 7-like. Lineage: Eukaryota; Metazoa; Arthropoda; Insecta; Siphonaptera; Pulicidae. The coding region runs from base 1 to 474 and encodes 157 amino acids. Gene Ontology annotation, cellular component: nucleus. The transcript has 5 exons. The record is from RefSeq and is a predicted model, not a curated record.